AUGGUGGUAUCUGGAAAAAUCGCCGAGCGAGAUGUACAUAUAGUCAGCGCCGCGUUUGGCGGUGGCGCGUUACGCGGCUCAGAGAUUUUCAAGAGCGGCGAAUCCGACCCUGUCGGCCCCCGCGCUUUCGAGUCACGCUUUCGAGCGGCUGGUUGUUUGUGUGUUUCAGUGGUGAACCAGCGUUACGAUCCGGAAGUGCAAUGUCCCGGCGGUUUCCUCGGCAACAACGUACUUAUGCGGUGCAACGUGCCCAGUUUCGUUCGCGACCACGUUACCAUUACGUCUUGGCUUCAGGAGCCGUCCUUCAACAUCUACCCGUCGACGAUGGGAGAUGGCAAGUAUCACAUGCUCUCGAGCGGCGAGCUUAUGAUACUGAACAUCACGCGGGAGGACGCGGAACGGUCUUAUCGGUGCAGGACGCAUCAUCGUUUGACGCAGGAAACGGUUGUCAGCAGCAACGUUGGCAGGCUUCAACUGACUGAGAUACGCAGCACCAUGCAUCCGAUGAUAAACGAGAAGGUGGUGUAUAUGUCGGCGCGGUUGAAAGACACCAUUGUGAUACCGUGCGUCGCGUAUGGCAAUCCAACCCCUACCAACAGGUAAGAACGUCACCAG
Messenger RNA from Frieseomelitta varia, 615 nucleotides. RefSeq names its product Down syndrome cell adhesion molecule-like protein Dscam2. The transcript has 3 exons. The record is from RefSeq and is a predicted model, not a curated record. NCBI's taxonomy places the organism in Eukaryota, Metazoa, Arthropoda, Insecta, Hymenoptera, Apidae. The coding region runs from base 1 to 603 and encodes 200 amino acids.